GGAGGGUUUGAGAGAGCGAGAGAGGAGACAAGGAGACAGGGAGAUCGGGAGAGAAAGAGCGGGAGAGGUGAAGAGAGAAAGAAGGAGAACGAGUGAGAAGAGACGAGGGAGGAAGAGAGAAAACGAGAGAGAGUGAGAGAUAGAGAAGGAAAAGAGGAUCGUAGAGAAGGUGGGCUGGAUCGCGACACCGUACCCAAGGACGUGCCUGGAGUAUGCUGAGCAAGAUCGAGUCUUCUGAGCAAGCAGCUAAACAUCAGUUAGAUCUAAGCCUCUGAGUUCCCAGCGUAAUAGCGGGUGACAUCUUUGGUCUAACGUAGUUGCUGGAACUUAUCCAAGAAAGCUUGCAAAAGGGGGAGGGAGAUAUCAAUCCGUGAGAGUGUGUCAGAGAGCUAAGAAAUGUUGCUUGCUGUUCUCUUCUCAAACUCAGAAGGAAAUAUUCUGCUGGAACGGUUUCAUGGUGUUCCUGCAGAAGAACGAUUACACUGGAGAUCUUUCUUGGUGAAGUUAGGAGCAGACAAUCUUGAAGGUGCAAAAAAUGAAGAGCUCCUUGUGGCUUCACAUAAGUCUGUGUAUAUUGUUUAUACUAUGCUUGGAGAUGUCUGCCUUUUUGUGGUUGGGAAAGAUGAAUACGACGAACUUGCAUUGACAGAAGUCAUAUUUGCAAUAACUUCUUCAGUAAAGGAUGUAUGUGGCAAACCCCCCACAGAGCGCCUCUUUCUGGACAAGUAUGGAAGGAUCUGUUUAUGCUUGGACGAAAUUGUGUGGAAGGGACUGUUGGAAAACACAGAGAAGGACAGAGUGCGAAGGCUUAUCAGGCUAAAGCCUCCAACCGAGGUCUGAGUGUAUACUCUGGAACCUCUGUAUGGAUGUAUCUGGGGCAGGUUUAAGGCCAUUUAGUGAACGUUGAGCAUUGAUCUGAUCAAAGCGAAUAGUUGAUCACGUGAUUUUAAUUGUCAACAAGUAAUUUUUUUUUUUUUUAGAACUUGCCCAAUAUGUUGCAUGAUUAUAUGUUUCUUUCGUUGUGACUGUAUGGGAAUUGAAUACGCUCACGCCUGUUGUUUAAAUGUUUUUUAAUAAAAAAUAACCACGCAAUAGGCUGUGUGCAAUA
Nymphaea colorata (pocket water lily) is the source of this 1108-nucleotide messenger RNA. RefSeq lists its product as uncharacterized. Bases 397 to 840 code for a protein of 147 amino acids. Gene Ontology annotation, cellular component: COPI vesicle coat. Lineage: Eukaryota; Viridiplantae; Streptophyta; Magnoliopsida; Nymphaeales; Nymphaeaceae. The record is from RefSeq and is a predicted model, not a curated record. The transcript has 8 exons. Gene Ontology annotation, biological process: intra-Golgi vesicle-mediated transport; intracellular protein transport; retrograde vesicle-mediated transport, Golgi to endoplasmic reticulum.